AUGCUCCUCACGUUCGUCUUGGUCUCCUGGCCCACCGCCACGGCCAUGCGACCGGGUCGCGUGAGGGAGCUCCGGCAGGAAACCGUCGAUAUGUUCUAUCACGGUUUCGACAAUUACAUGAAGAUUGCAUUUCCAGAGGAUGAGCUCCGUCCGGUGUCUUGUACUCCCCUCACCAGAGAUGCCAAGAAUCCCCGAAACGUCGAGCUCAACGAUGUGCUAGGCAACUACUCCCUCACCCUUAUCGACAGUCUCUCGACCUUGGCUAUCCUUGCGUCCGCGCCACCAGAUGACCGAGAUACCGGCCCGAAAGCGCUGAGAGACUUUCAGAAUGGUGUGGCUGCCCUGGUUGAACACUAUGGGGAUGGGCGUCCGGGCCCCACGGGGGCGGGUCUGCGCGCUCGCGGUUUUGAUGUCGAUAGCAAGGUUCAGGUGUUUGAGACGGUAAUUCGCGGCGUCGGGGGGCUGCUGAGCGCCCAUCUCUUUGCCAUUGGCGCGCUGCCCAUCACUGGCUAUGAUGCACGCCGUCCCGACGAUGACCUCCUCAACCCACGCCCCAUCCUGUGGCCAAACGGGCUGAAGUACGAUGGCCAGCUGCUGAGGCUUGCCCACGACCUGGCACAGAGGCUUCUACCUGCCUUCUACACCAAGACUGGCAUGCCGUAUCCGCGGGUAAAUCUGCGCCAUGGCAUUCCAUUCUAUACCAAUUCGCCCCUGCAUGGCGAGGCUUCUCCGGCGGGCACCGCAGAAGGACCCCCCGAGAUUACUGAAACAUGCAGCGCAGGAGCCGGGUCGCUUGUUCUCGAGUUUACCGUUCUCAGUCGUCUAACAGGCGACGCCCGGUUCGAGCAAUUGGCCAAGCGAGCAUUCUGGGCUGUCUGGUACAGAAAGAGCCAGAUCGGCCUCAUCGGCGCAGGGGUGGAUGCCGAACAGGGCCACUGGAUAGGGCCCUUUGCGGUAAUCGGUGCCGGCGCUGACAGUUUCUUUGAGUAUGCUCUCAAGUCACACAUUCUGCUCUCCGGCCACGAGCUUCCCAAUCGCACAAUUCUGCCGCCGGACCACCAAGGUGAAUGGCUCGAUCCGAACUCGCUUUUUCCUCCGCUAAGCGAUGCCGAGAAUUCUCCCGACGCAUUCCUAGAGGCCUGGCACCAUGCACACGCUGCGAUCAAGCGCCAUCUCUACAGCGAGCGAGAUCAUCCUCACUACGAGAAUGUCAACUUAUGGACGGGCUCUCUGGCAUCGAACUGGGUUGAUAGCCUGGGCGCCUAUUAUUCUGGCCUGCUCGUCCUUGCUGGCGAGCUCGACGAAGCCAUCGAAACGAACCUGCUUUACACUGCGAUCUGGACACGCUAUGCAGCGCUUCCUGAACGCUGGUCGAUUCGGGACAAAACGGUCGAGGGCGGCCUUGGCUGGUGGCCGCUGCGACCCGAGUUCAUAGAGUCGACGUACCACCUAUACCGCGCCACGAAGGAUCCUUGGUAUCUCUACGUUGGCGAGAUGGUGCUCCGCGACAUCACCAGGCGGUGUUGGACUCCUUGUGGCUGGGCAGGGCUCCAGAACGUCUUGGACGGAGAGAAGAGCGAUCGCAUGGAAAGUUUCUUUCUCGGGGAAACGGCCAAGUACAUGUAUCUGCUAUUCGAUGACCGACAUCCGCUAAACACAAUGGAUGCUCCCUACGUAUUUACCACAGAAGGUCACCCCCUUAUCAUCCCUAAGCCUAGGUCCACGGAAAGAGCUCGGCAGCCGAAGCCCAGCCGCAGGGAUCUUACCGUGUACCACGAUGAUGGCUUUACGAACUCAUGCCCACCGCAACCAGCUCCUACCCCGCUGUCUGGUUCGGUUGUGGCUGCCAGGAAUGACAUCUACCAUGCUGCACGAAUGUUGGACUUGCAUUUACUUUCCGCUUCGCGCCACAGUCUUGAUGGCGGGCAAGUGUCUGGCCAGCACAUGGCCAAGUCCAACUUCACCCUUUUCCCGUGGACAUUGCCGCCGGAGUUGCUUCCUAGCAACGGGACCUGUGCCAAGGUCUAUCAACCACUCGAACUCACGCUAGAAUUUGCGUCUAAUACACAGCAAGUAGUUGGAGGCAGCGCAUUCAACUUCAUGAUUGCGAAUCAAAACAUGGAACGUCUGAGCGUGGACCGCAUUCGCGUAUCCAGUCUGUCCGGCUUAAAGAUUACGAUGCACCUCGAUGAUAACGAGGAGCGUGAAUGGCGGGUCAGCAAAGUCAAUGGCGUCAGUCUAGGCCGGGAUGAGUCUGUUGUCCUUGACCGAUCCAUCCUCGGUGACAUCUCGGACCCCAGGUUCAACCUUGUCCGAGACCCGGUGGUCGUGAAGCUCCAACACUUACACCACGUCGACCUGCUCGACAAUGAUAACACAACAAAUGACGAGCAAGCAGCGCAAUUCGAGCCUAUUGAAGAUGCAGACAGUUCAGCCAUCCUCACGGAGCUUGGAUCCCUGGUAAAAUCCCUGUUCUCUCGCAUGGCCGCAUCCCUCGAUAUCCAGCUUCCCAACUCGCCCACCCCACUUCCCGGGUCGGCCACUGGGUCCUCCUCCUUCCCUUUCAAUCUUGUUAUCAACCAGACCGCCGUCACACCCACCGGCAUUGGCGCUGCGCCGCUCCCACCUGCGAGUGUUCCCGCAGGGGCGCGCAUACCUGCCUUUGGCCCCGUCCCCGAGGGCAUCUUCCCCUGGUCUACCGUUUACGCGGCCGGUGACGCCUGCUCCGGCCCCAUCCCGGAAUCGGCUCCCCGCGAUCACCAGGUCAUCGUCAUCCGGCGUGGCGGGUGCAAUUUCUCGACCAAGCUGGCCAACAUUCCCGCGUAUGCGCCGUCCCCAACGGCGCUUCAGCUUGUGGUGAUUGUGUCGGAUGAUGAGGAAGACGAGAAUGGCGGCGGCGGUCAGGGGCUGGUCAGGCCGCUCCUGGACGAGGUCCAGCGUACCCCUGGGGGCAUUCAGCGCAGAAAUCCGAUCGCCAUGGUCAUGGUUGGCGGUGGGGAGGUGGCGUACCAUCAGUUGAGGAUGGCGAGCAGAGUUGGGGUUAUGAGGAGGUAUUUCAUUGAGAGUCAGGGCGUAAGGGUGAGGAAUAUAAUCGUCGACGAGGGGGACGGGGGCGUGGAUAUGUGA
Messenger RNA from Canariomyces notabilis, 3126 nucleotides. Its product is annotated as glycoside hydrolase family 47 protein. Lineage: Eukaryota; Fungi; Ascomycota; Sordariomycetes; Sordariales; Chaetomiaceae. Gene Ontology annotation, cellular component: membrane; endoplasmic reticulum. Gene Ontology annotation, molecular function: mannosyl-oligosaccharide 1,2-alpha-mannosidase activity; calcium ion binding. Gene Ontology annotation, biological process: carbohydrate metabolic process; mannose trimming involved in glycoprotein ERAD pathway; endoplasmic reticulum mannose trimming. Bases 1 to 3126 code for a protein of 1041 amino acids. The transcript has 2 exons. The record is from RefSeq and is a predicted model, not a curated record.